AGCCAUCUUUGUUUUGCAGGACUUUCUCCUGGUGAACCUGUUCCUCUGUGACUUCAGCAAAAACUCCUCAUCUGCUCCAAGAAGGAAUUCUCCUCUUUUGAGAUCAGGACUUCUGAGAAAUGAGCUGCCAAUGAAUCAACUUGACGAUAGGCUCUUCUCUCUUGGCCUUGAGGUCUUCUAGAGGGUUUGAGCCUCUUUGCCAUAAUGAAGGGGUUGGGGACCAACCGUAACAGACAUCUGUCUGACUCUUGUGAUCCCUCUCUAAAUCACCCAGAGGCUCUCUACCACCAGAAGACCAGCACACUGCCACGCAGCCCUUACUUGCUUAGCCCCACAAUGGACCACUACGGCACCAUGGACCCCCACCUCUAUCCUUCUGCCAAUCCAGGCUCCCUUCCAGCAGACUGCAUGUUGCCCCUCAACAAUCAGCUUUCCAAUAGCAGCACUUUUCCCAGCAUUCAUUACAACUCCUACGACCAGUCCGAUUUCUCUCCUCCUAGUGACAGCAUCGGCGGGAUAGGCACAGGCACCAUGGGAACAUCUCUGUCAAUGGGCAUGGGAUCAGGUAUGGCCAUGUCAGGGCUGGGUGGUAGAACACCUAUGAUCACAAGCGGCUCAGCCACCAUAUCACACCAUAUCAAUAAGAGUCAAACCCCACCCAGUCUACUAGAUUUUGAGAAGCAGCUUCCUGGAGGUCGUGACGGAUUCAGCACUUUACAGUUUCAUCGGACUUCGGCUGCUGUCGCUGCCAAGCAGCGGACAGACAGUCCUGGUCGCAUUCGUUACAUGCUGCACUCAGUGCAGAAGCUCUUCGCUAAGUCCCAAUCCCUGGAGAGCCACAACAUGAAGGGAAAUGUAAAUGGAAGGUCAACUGGCAGCGGUGGAGGCACCUCUUCCGGCACUGAGGAUGGAGGGAAGCACAAUCGCAGAUCCAAAAGUAAAGAUCGUGUUACAAAGUCUGAGGCGACUGCUAAAAGAAGGCCGAGAUCCAACAUGUCAGGGUACUGGAGCUCAGAUGAUUUGGACAGCAGUGAUUUGAGCAGCUAUCAUAAUACUAUGACCAUGAUGACCCUUGGGCGUCCAAGUGGCCAUGAAAGCCAUAGUGGUCAGAAUAAAUACAUCCACAGUGGCUACAAUACUAUCAGUUCCUCUAAAAGCAGCAAUGACAUGAAGUAUCCAGCACUUCCUGGAGUUGGGGAUAUUGGUGGUGGACUUAGUGGACCAAUGGGUAUGAUGAUAAACGAUACAGAGUAUGUGAAAGGAGGAUCUUGGUCCACACUGACCAUGGGUCAACCAAGACAGGUUCUUCUGAAGGGUUCAACUACUCUGGACAGGUCAAUGCUCAAGUCCAAGUCCUGCCAGCAGGAAUUAACUCGUAACUAUCUACAAGUUGGACGCAGGGGGGAUUGGAGUAGCUCAUUAGGUCGCGGUGCGGGUUUCAAUGAGAUCCCAUGUCGGCGGAUGCGCAGUGGCAGCUAUGUAAAGGCCAUGGGAGACAUGGAGGACAGUGACGACUCAGAUGGAAGCCCUAAACCUUCGCCCAAAAGUGCUGCUCGUCGUCAGAGCUACCUCAGAGCCACCCAGCAGUCUCUAAGUGAACAGCUACCCCCACAUAACAGAACCUUGGAUUUCACAUUGUUACAGGGGGAGCUGGAUGCCCUGUGGUCUCCACUCCACAGCAUGCCCUCUCUGCACCAGCUGGGCAGGUCAAUGAGCAGCUGUCUUCCGUCUCUCAGAGAGCUUUCUAGUAAUCGCAGCCUUGACAACCUGGACUGCAUUGGAGGACCAGGGGCUUUGGCACCAUGGGAUGAAGAUGGCUUCAGUCAGGCUUGCAGCACCCUGGGCAGACGUAGUUGCAUGGGACAGUUGCGGGACUUGGAAAAAAGUCAUCAUUAUGAAGACAGAAGCUCAGAGCCUACCUUCAGAGAUUCCCGUCCGCAGGACAUUUCGGAGCCUCCAGACAUGCCCAUGCCAACAUGCUUCCGCUCCCGCAGCCACAGCUACCUUAGAGCUAUCCAGGCUGGCUGCUCCCAAGAUGACGACACCGCUUCCAUAGACUCAGGCUGCUCUCCACCUCCGACUGACUCCUCCGUUCGCACGUAUGGCACUGGCACUGACGACCUUUCUUCACAAUGGAAGACAUGGAAAGAACAGUUUUCAUCUUACCUGAUAGCCACUGGCUUGGAUAGAGCUCCAAAGGAGAAACAACUUGCAAUUUUUCUUCAGCGCUUUGGGACAGACAGACCACGCAUCCUACCCCCACACACAGUCUCUACGUGCAUAACAAGCUGUAAGAAGGCCGCCCCCCCACCUGUGCCUCCGCGCACAACCUCCAAGCCCUACAUAUCGGUAACGGUGCAGAGCAGCACAGAGUCGGCGCAGGACAACUACUUAGACCAGCAGGAUAGGAGGUCAGAGGUCAACAGCCAGUCCAGCCACGCUCACAGCAACUCCUCCGACAGCCUUGACAGCACCCGUGCCAACAGUCUGGCCUGGGGUAUCCCUCGACCUCCGCACAUCAUCCCCAUUCCCGUUGCUACGCCGAGGGAGCCAAUCGUCCCUAGCACCGCCAACGCUUCCACUGAGACAAGUGACUCAGUCGUCCACAAUGAAUCUGUGAAAUCAGGAUCUAGUAAAGGGAAUUUAACAGCAGAGGAACCUUUUGUAGCCCCAGUACCGAGGCGGAAACUGUCUUCUAUUGGGAUACAGGUCGACUGCAUUCAGGAAGCCCCCAGAGAGGAGACCCCGCCUCUGGCCAAAUUCCAGUCGAUAGGAGUACAGGUGGAGGACGGGUGGCAAGUCAGUCGCUCCAGCAGUAUGGCAUCCAAACAAGAAACAGACUCUGACACACAGGACAUCUCUGCCAUUUCUCAUAUCAGCAUUGCCAAAACCUUUGAGAAAAAAGUCAUGGUCAACAGUGCCAGUCAGUCCAUGAGUUCCCCACCUGGACAAGACUCUUUAGACAACGGAGACCCGUCUGGCAACACCUCCUCCCCGCCGCCUCCCAGGCAAAUCCUCAACCGCUCCACCACACGGAGCAGCUCCUCCUCUUUCUCCGAAAGCCUGGACCCGGCGCUGGACCCCUCCUCUCUGCCCCCUCCAGACCCCUGGCUCGACAGCGAAAACGGGAACAACGGAAGCGCCUCUCAGAGCGGAGGAGGCGGGACGCUGUGUCGGAGAGACGGCCACUGGUUCCUGAAGCUGCUGCAGGCCGAGACGGCACGGAUGGAGGGCUGGUGCCAACAGAUGGAGCAGGAAACCAAAGACAACCAGCUCUCAGAGGAGGUGCUGGGGAAAGUUCGCACCGCGGUGGGAAGUGCUCAGCUCCUAAUGUCUCAGAAGUUCCAGCAGUUCCGGGGACUGUGUGAGCAAAACCUGAAUGUGACUGCAAACCCACGGCCCACAGCCCAGGACCUGGCUGGCUUCUGGGACCUGCUACAGCUAUCUAUCGAGGACAUUAGCCUCAAGUUUGAUGAGCUCUACCAUCUAAAGUCCAAUGACUGGCAGCCCGUACCGUCUGCGGCCACCCAGUCGUCCCCUGAGCGGAAGAGCGAGGACAAGGCAACCCUUCCUGCGUCCAAGAAGCCUAAUAAGACGCGGCCGACGCUUGCCCGCGAGAAGAGUGCCGACUCCUCUUCAACAUCUUCAUCAGCCUCUGCAGAAAAGCAGAGACAAGAGGCUCGCAAACGCCUGCUGGCUGCUAAGAAGGCUGCCUCGUUUCGCCAGAACUCUGCCACGGAGAGCGCGGACAGCAUUGAAAUUUACGUCCCCGAGGCCCAAACUCGCCUCUGAGAGGAAGACAUGAGCGAGAAGGAUCCUAGGACGGAUAAGUGUUUUCUCUGGAGAAAAAAAAAAGAAAAAUGAGGAGGAUGUUUAUUCAGGUCAGAUGAAUUAUUGUGAGUAAGGAAG
Molecule: messenger RNA, 3909 nt
Organism: Cyprinodon tularosa
Lineage: Eukaryota; Metazoa; Chordata; Actinopteri; Cyprinodontiformes; Cyprinodontidae
Gene: dlgap4b
Product: discs, large (Drosophila) homolog-associated protein 4b
Exons: 14
Coding region: 205-3792 (1195 amino acids)
Biological process (GO): signaling
Cellular component (GO): glutamatergic synapse; postsynaptic specialization
Molecular function (GO): molecular adaptor activity
Source: RefSeq, a predicted model, not a curated record